AUGUCUACUCCCGCCGUAGUUCGAAUUGAAAAACCUUUCACUACAUCAGACCUCAAUCUUGGAAAAUUUAACUUCAAUUUUAAAGCGACUAACGUUACCGUUGGUCGGGCGGCAAAUUUCUCAUCAGUUGGUGCCGUGAGCGGCAGAUCGUGUGAUCAGCUGAUCGGUUCUAGAUCCAAUAUGGCGACGAUACGUAAUUGCAGUGGAGAUAGACCGAGGUCGCGGUGCCUCAUUGCGCUUACUCCGCAACCACAGCUGAACAUCAGCCUAUACCCUUCUGUGGUGGUCUAUUGGCCCGUUACGCUGUACGCUCGGGCCUGUUUCUGGUCGGGCGGCGAGAUACCCUUACCCGCCGGCAGACCCGCGCUUACGGUGGCCGGAGAUCGUCUCUUGAUCCCUGACGCUCAGGGUGUCGCCUCUCGAUCCCCAACGCCCGGAGUGUCGCCUGCUGCGGCGGAUGGAGCUAAAAAACCCACGAGCCACGGAUCCCCGCCACACAAUAUGUCCAUUGUGCGCGGAUUAAAUUAUAUUUCUAAGCGAAUGUACCAAGAUAUUGUCCUCGAGGAAAUUGUUUAUGUGACUUCUGAAACUACAGACUUCGGAGAUUUGUAG
This is a messenger RNA of Spodoptera exigua (beet armyworm), 612 nucleotides long. NCBI's taxonomy places the organism in Eukaryota, Metazoa, Arthropoda, Insecta, Lepidoptera, Noctuidae. The record is from the annotation of a GenBank genome assembly.